Prorocentrum cordatum is the source of this 1579-nucleotide messenger RNA. The record is from the annotation of a GenBank genome assembly. NCBI's taxonomy places the organism in Eukaryota, Dinophyceae, Prorocentrales, Prorocentraceae.
AGCCAUGUUGGUUCACGACUCGACGGGUGGAUCGAGAGCGCUUUCGGGCACAUGGUAGGAUUACCUGGUGGCAGGGAAGGUCAGCACGCUCCUGCGCGUCCUGUUUUCUUCCUGGUCUCCCAAGUCCUACAUGUUCACCCACGGUGAAACGUACGUCACAUUGGCACGAAAACCUUCACUGGCGUCUAGCAGCACCAUGACUCCCGUGCGAAUCGCAACAGUGUCGUCAGUUCUGGGAUCCCCUUCCGGCGCCCACAGCGUGACCCCCAGCGCCAGCGUGCCGAGCCUAGGACUGCACUCGCGGCGCAACGACCAGCGCAGGGGUAGAGCUCCAAGCCCCCUGACAGCCAGGGGGCACGUGGUGUCUCUGUCCACGCCGAGGGCCUCCAUGCGGGCGACUGUGGGCGUGCACCGCCUGACGUCACAACCAUCGUCAUGCUCGGUGCUUUGUGCAACCGAGGUGGUCCACGUCAGCCACGACGGCAGAGAUUGCGCAGAAGAUUUGGGCGUGGCGGCCUCGGGCCUCAACGUGCCUGCAUUACCGCUGAAGUUGCUUGGUGGCACGAGUUCCAGGCCGGGUUUGAGCGCCAGGGCCAGGGAGCCGACGCCCAGGGGCGAGUCACAGGCCCUCUCGUCAAAGUCCGCGCGGAGGUCUGCGGACGUGAAGGUGUCUGAGGGCGGCUCCGACCUACAGCUGCGAGUGCACAUCUUGCCCUCUGAGCUCAUCAGGUGGAAGGAGUUGCAGAUCUGCAGCUGCAUAGACAAGGCGUCUUUCGGAGAGGUGAUGCUGGCCAAGCGCGGUAACGAGGUGCUGGCCUUGAAGCGCUGCCUCGCUGGCGCCGACGGCUCCAUGACCAAGGAGCAGAUGCACAACUUCGAGAGGGAAAUCAACGCCUUGCGCAUCCUGAAGCACCCACGCGUAGUGGGAUAUGUCGGCUGCGUGCUCGAGCCCCCUCACCUUGCCAUCCUCACUGAGUACUUGCCUAAUGGGAACAUAUUCUACUUGCUCUACAUGAACCAGGUCAACUUGCCAGCUGUCGUACGCCUGAGACUUUCACUGCAAUUGACAGAGGUUGUCGACUUCAUGCACGGCCUGGACCCCGUGCUGGCCCACUUGGACUUGAAGACGUCCAACAUAUUACUUGACUCCGGGUAUAACGCCAAGCUGUGCGAUUUCGGGAAGACGCAUGCGCUCGAAAGCGGCAGCUCCGUUGUUCAGGGGAGGGAGCUGCUCGGGUCCCCGCGCUACAUGGCGCCCGAGCUGUUCAACGGCCCCGGGUCGCGGUUCACGGAGAAGGCCGACAUUUGGAGUUUGGCAUGUUGCUUGAUAGAGAUAUUAGGGGGGCCCAUCCCGUUCGAGGACGUGCCCGAGGUGCCGCAGAUCCUCGACUGCCUCAGGCGCGGGCUGCCGCCCCUAGUGCCCUACUGGUUCGUCGAAGCGGUGCGCCGGGCCCUCGGGCAGUGCUUCUUCUUCCAGCCAGAGGGGAGGCCGGCAGCGGCCGAUCUCACCGUCGCCCUCUCCUCGCUGACAGCCCAGGACAUGGAGGAGCGCGGCAUGGACACUCGCCGCGCGAGCUGA